This is a messenger RNA of Plodia interpunctella (Indianmeal moth), 1214 nucleotides long. RefSeq lists its product as uncharacterized. NCBI's taxonomy places the organism in Eukaryota, Metazoa, Arthropoda, Insecta, Lepidoptera, Pyralidae. The transcript has 2 exons. Gene Ontology annotation, cellular component: mitochondrial inner membrane peptidase complex; membrane. Gene Ontology annotation, molecular function: serine-type endopeptidase activity. The coding region runs from base 265 to 729 and encodes 154 amino acids. The record is from RefSeq and is a predicted model, not a curated record.
GAAAUUCAGAACUCCUUCCCUCCUCCCUUUUCUACCCUCAAGUUCCCAUAAGUAUUUCAUAUUGAAAAUUCUAUAAAUAAAUUGUUUUUUUUUACCUACUUAUGUUCGAAAAGUACCCAAUAACUUCUGAUAAAAUUGUACAAAAAGCAUUCACUCCAAAAGGCGACUACUAAUGGUGGUCAACGAAAAUAUUAGAAUGGUAUAAAUGGUUAUGUUGUUGAAGUAUGUAUUACUGCUAUAUUUUUUUAUUGUAAUUAUGUAAAUAUGGGUUUUGUAAAAUUUAUUGGAAGAUCUUGUGGUUUUGCUGGAUAUGUUUUACAAUACGCCUGCAUCACACACUGUACUUUUGAGUAUGUAGGAGACUUGGUUAUGUGUUCUGGGCCUUCCAUGGAACCAACAUUAGAAUCUAACAACAUACUAUUUACAGAACACAUAUCUCCUAGACUACAAAGAUUAAAACGUGGUGAUAUAGUCAUAGCUCGCAAUCCUUCAAAUCCAAAACAGAAUAUAUGCAAAAGAAUAGUUGGUAUGCCCGGCGACAGAAUGAGAGGACAUUUCCCGAGGUAUAAUCAGGUUGUACCCAGAGGUCACGUUUGGUUGGAAGGAGAUAAUUCUAGUAAUUCUGCAGACUCUAGGGUGUAUGGAGCGGUACCAGAAGGUCUAAUUCGUAGUAGAGUUAUAUGUAGAGUUUGGCCUUUGGAUAAAAUAGCUUCGUUGACAAGCUAUUAAUAACUUAUUUUUCUAUUAAUUAAAAAUGUGUGAAUAGAUCUGUUUUCCGACUUGUUUGUUUUAUCUUUUUGUCUUAUAAGUACUUUCAAUUUUAUUGUAUGAUUUGUUUGGUUUGUGUAGUUCAAAAAAGUAUGGUCUUUGUUUAGAUUUUCAUCAUUUCUAUGACAACUCCCUUGUAACUUGUUUUUGUUAAUGCAGUCCUAUUAGUAUUAUCUUCUCAUUUUCUUCUUUUCUUUCUUUAUCUUGCUUUAAAUUUUCUUUCUUUAUCUUGAAUCCCAUUUUAAUAAACAUAUAGAUCAUGAUAUUUUGAAUUAUAUUGCUAUAGAUAAAUGGUGAAUGCAUCCUAUUCACACAUGCUCAAUCUGCUAAAAAAGCACUAUAAUGUAUUAGUGUAAUUGACAUGAAUUUAUUUUAGAUGUGCGAAGUUACAUAGAAACAGCCACUGUGAUUAGGAGUAAUGUAAAUAAAAAUGUUAUUUUUAUGAA